Molecule: messenger RNA, 6229 nt
Organism: Hemibagrus wyckioides
Lineage: Eukaryota; Metazoa; Chordata; Actinopteri; Siluriformes; Bagridae
Gene: btbd7
Product: BTB (POZ) domain containing 7
Exons: 12
Coding region: 761-3781 (1006 amino acids)
Biological process (GO): morphogenesis of a branching epithelium
Molecular function (GO): protein binding
Source: RefSeq, a predicted model, not a curated record
GGGGGCGGUGUGAGGGGAAAGCUAGGCUAACGGUGUAGCUCCUGUAGCUGUGAACAGUUACACUCCGCUUUAUCCAGCCGAGUUUAAACGCCAGGCUGGGGGCCGAGACUACAUGAACAGACGGCGAGGUCGCGAAGAGGUUUCGAAGCCUGAACGUUUCCGUGUGUUAAAAUCAAACAGAAGUUUAUUUCUGACAGGAAUAAGCACUUUAGUCAGCUAGCUCGCGCGCUAGUUGUGUCAGAGUGCUGGAGCUAGUGACGACGGAACCGUCUAGCCGAGCUAGCUUACCGAGGGGGGGGGAGUAACUCCGUGUUCACCUUUAGCACCUAGCAUGGAUUAACCAGCGAGUUUUCAACCAUUUACAGAUUAAAGAAGGAUCUUAAAAAUCAGGGAAUUGUUUUCUUUCUGGCUCGGAAACUUGACUGAGGUUUGUUUCAUUUCCUGCUCUGCAUUCUCCUGACCUCAGUCUGCCAUCAGCAGAGAGACUGAGAGACUGAAGGGAAAAUCAGACACGGUUUCAUCCCCCUCUUCCUCCUCUUCCUUCUCCACCACCACACAACCCCUCGGUUUUCUUGGCAGUGACGAGACUCACACACACACACACAGAGGAAUGGCUGAGGGUGCUCCGGUGUCUCCUCAUCUCCUCAGGCCUGAAGGAGUGAAGCUGUAAGCCGGGCGGUGCUUUAUCACCAGAGCGGAAUGAUUUAGCAGGGUGGCACCAGCCGUGCACGUCAAUAAGAGGAGGAGGAAGAGGAAGAAGAUGGGGGUUAAUGCCUCCAGCUAUCCUCACUCAUGUUCCCCUCGAAUCGGGGGACAUUCACCCACCCAGCAGACCUUCCUAGGCACAUCCUAUGCACCCCAGGGUUAUGGAGUCGAGUCAAAACUCUACAGCUUGGAGCAUUGCCCCGAGAAACCUCAGGACAAGAAGAAGAAGAGCUCGAGCUUGGCCACGCUGAAGCGGCGGUUCAUUAAGCGGCGUAAGGCAAGCCGUUCAGCUGAUCACGCUCGCCACAUGAGGGAUCUGCUCUCAGGCUGGGACGUACGCGAUGUCGCUGCCCUGGUGGAGGAGUACGAGGGCACGGCCGCACUCAAGGAGCUCAGUAUGCAGGCGUGUCUGGCCCGCCCCGAGGCUCGCACCCUGCCCCAGGACCUGGCCUCUCUUUACCAGCACAAAUACUGCACGGACGUGGAGCUCAUAUUUCAGGACACGCGCUUCAGCGCACACCGAGCUGUCCUGGCUGCACGCUGCCCCUUCUUCAGGACUCUGCUGUCCUCGUCACCCGGGUACAGCACUCAGCUGCUCCUGGAUGUGGGCACGGCAGGGAUGGACGCCUCCAUGUUCUCAGCGCUGCUGCGUUACCUUUACACCGGGGAGCUGGGCGCCGAAGACACCCGCCUGCACAACGUGGACGUCCUGUUGAGGCUCAGUGAGGAGUUCGGCACGCCCAGCUCUCUGGAGACGGACAUGCGUGAACUACGCCAGAGAAUGUGUUACUACGACUCUGUGCUCUGCUUCUCUUCCGACUCCGAGCCAGACGAACCUUUCGUAGCAGACAUGAGCGGAGAGGAAGAGGAGCUGAAGGCCCAUAAGGCCGUGCUAGCGGCCCGCUCGCCGUUCUUUAGGAACCUGUUACAGCGGCGCGUACGCACGGCCGAAGAGGAGACCACACCCGCGCGCAUCGUCCUGAACGAGUCCAUCAUCCCGAGGAAGUAUGCGGGCGUGGUGCUGCACUGCAUGUACACGGACGUGGUGGAGCUGGAGCGCGUGGUGCGGAGCAGCCCCUCGGCCGGCAGUCUGGGUGAAGCUCAGGCUUUAGCCGCGGGGAAGGGAAGCAUGAGCAGAGCUGAGGAAGCCAUGGAGCUCUACCACAUCGCACUCUUCCUCGAGUUCAGCAUGCUCGCACAGGGCUGUGAGGAUAUUGUGGUGGAGAGCAUCUCUCUGGACUCAGUGGUUCCCAUCCUGAAGUGGAGCUCACAGCCGUACGGCUCCAAGUGGGUCCAUCGUCAGGCCCUGCACUUCCUGUGUGAGGAGUUCAGUCACGUGAUGACCUCAGACGUCCUGUACGAGCUGAAUAAGGAGUACCUGCUGGGGGCCAUCCAGUCUGAUUACCUGCAGGCCAGUGAGCAGGACAUCCUGAAGUAUGUGGUGAAGUGGGGAGAACACCAGCUCAUCAGGAGGAUGGCUGAUCGAGAGCCCAACCUGCUGAGCGGCACGGCCCACAGUGUGAAUAAGCGCGGAGUGAAGAGGCGGGAUCUGGACGUGGAGGAGCUGAAGGAGAUUCUGUCCCCGCUGCUGCCUUGUGUGCGCACUGACCACAUUCUGCCCACCAACAGCGAGGUCCUCUCCGACACGCUGAAGAGAGGUCUGAUCAGCACGCCUCCAUCAGACAUGAUCCCCACGGUGGAGGGAGGAAAAGCCAACGCCUGGCUGAGGCAGAAGAGCGCCGGCAUCUAUGUGCGUCCUCGUCUCUUCACUCCGUACGUGGACGAGGCCAAGGCUGUCCUGGACGAGAUGAUGGUGGAGCAGACGGAUCUGGUGAGGCUGCGCAUGGUGCGCAUGUCCAACGUUCCUGACACUCUUUACAUGGUCAAUAACGCCGUACCCCAGUGCUGUCACAUGAUCAGCCACCAGCAAAUGGCUGGCAGCCAAACAGCCCCACCUUCAGUGGUGGCCAAUGAGAUACCAGUUCCCAGGCUAGCAGUGGUGAAGGAGAUGAUCAGGCGGCUGCAUGAGCUUCGUCACACAGAGCAGGUCCAGCGAGCGUACGCCCUGAACUGUGGUGAGGGAGCGACGGUCAGUUACGAGCUGCAGAUACGAGUGCUCAGGGAGUUCGGUCUGCCUGAUGGAGCUGCAGAACUGCUUCAGAACCCCCACAAGUUCUUCCCUGAUGAGCGUUUUGGAGACGAGAGCCCGGUGCUGGCGCUGCGUCCUCCCAAUCGCUGUCGGGUUAACAGCACUCCAGCUGUGGAGAGCAUGUUCACAGACCUUCAGUCAGUGAUGGGACUCCAUCCACCACUGCCUCCACCACCACCACCGUACCACCCCCCCACCACGCAGCAGAUCCGGAGUGGCUGGAGGCCCCGUGUCCCCACCCAGCAGCCCUCACGCUCAUUCUCCUACCCCUGUAAUCACUCGCUGCUACACACACAGACAUCCUCCAAAAUGGGCAGCCCCAUUUACCCAUCUACUGGGGUCAAGGCCGUGCCUCCGGACUGUACCAACCCGCAGGGCAGGAUCCUCAACCCAAACAAGAAAGGGAACAUGGAGCCAGUCAUCAACGAGUUCAUGCCGGACAUCGCCAUGGGUGUAUCAGCCAUGAGUCUGAAGGACCGCCGCCUUCCUGAAGUCACCAUGGAAGUGGAAGUUCACGACCCCCGUCCCUUAGUCUCCACGGUGCCUCCCAUCUCUCAGUGCUUCUCUGGACGCCACCCGCACUCCUCUUCACGCAAACGACACGCGGCCGAGCCCAAACCCGACGCGCCGCAGCACCCGCACUUCCCCGACCUGUACGAACUCUACACGCACAACCGCAAUGACGCCGCACAUAGGCUCCACCACGCCCUUGGAGCUCAGGCCAACCAGAGGGUGCCACCCAAAGGAGAGACUGACCUGACGUGUGGCCUGAGCCCCGACACAGAACCCUACGACGAGUGGAACCCGAGCCGAAGGGUCGCGGGCGCCGCCGCAGCAGGGAUGGGGGAGGAGGGAGGAGGAAUGGGGGGUCGAGAGCGCAGGUCACCUAACAAACACGAAUACCUGUACAGGAAGUCCGCACUAUGACCCUGGAGAGAGACUCAAGAAGGCUUUAAGGCACAAAAUCACAGAUUUAAUGCUUGGGUUUGAUUACCGGGGCGGGGGGAUAUGAUGAAUAUAUCUUGUCCACAUUUUAUUUUAAAUAUUUAAAGCCCCUGAUUAAGGGCGCCGAAGCUAAAACUCACUUGGGUUCCUGACAAUCAGCAUAGAAAUGAAAUCUCGACAAGUUCCCAAGCCGCGUCAUGAUGCAGAACCGUCACUGUGCGCUCCCAUUACAUUAAUUUCUCUGCCUUUGAGUUGAACACACUAGCUGAGAGAGAAAGAGACAGAAAUCUAUAUUUAUACAGAUGUAUUAUGCAUUUAUCUUGCUUAGGAAUAAACCGUCAAAUAAAUAUGUCCAGGCAAUAAGUCACCUCAUCCAGACAUCACAAACAUGACACGUUUAAACACCAGUGCUGCGUUCAUGACUCGGAACUAGGAAGCAGAAUUCCUUCUGAACUCCUUCACUGCUCUGUUUCACUUUCUGAUCAUAAACUGAAAUGUAGACUUGCUUUAUUUUUAAUCCAAGUCCAUCUUUAUGGAUUGUUAUUUAAACAGAUGUGAAACUUCACACGUUUUGCUUUAGGAGCUCCAGGACUUUAGCAUCGCUGCCUCAAGUCGUCGCUCAAAAAUAUGCAAAAACACUCCAGAUGAGUCGACUGGCCUGAACCUGGAGUGGCGUAGGUGUUUCGUGCUCGCUCAUAUUAACUGACCUUCUCUUGAAGCUCCGCCCCCUUCCACUCACAAUAGUAGCUUAAUACUAAAUCCUUUUAUUUAAUAAUUUAAAAAAAAGAAUACAGUUUUAAGCAAUUGUAAAGAUUUUGACAUUUCACUUCCUCAAAUCUGUUUCCCAUAAUUGUUAUUUAAAAACAAAUUAUAUCUAAAAAAUAUCACGAUAUCCCAGAAAAAUGUAUUGUGACGCAUUUCAUCACAAUAAUAAUGUUAUACACUCUAUUGCCAAAAGUAUUGGGACACCCCUCAAAAAUCAUUGAGUUCAGGUGUUGUUUUUCAGGGGUUGGACUCGGCCCCUUAGUUCCAGUGAAAGGAACUCUUAAUGCUUCAGCUUCAUACCAAGACAUUUUGGACAAUUUCAUGCUCUUUGUGGGAACAGUUUGGGGAUGACCCCUUCCUGUUCCAACAUGACUGCACACCAGUGACCAAAGCAAGGUCCAUAAAGACAUGGAUGAGUGAGUUUGGUGUGGAGGAACUUGACUGGCCUGCACAGAGUCCUGACCUCAACCCCAUAGAACACCUUUGGGAUGAAUUAGAGUGGAGACUGUGAGCCAGACCUUCUCGUCCAACAUCAGUGCCUGACCUCACAAAUGUGCUUCUAGAGGAAUGGUCAAAAAUUCCCAUAAACACACUCCUAAACCUUGUGGAAAGCCUUCCCAGAAGAGUUGAAGCUGUUAUAGCACAUUCAUGUGCAUGUAAAGGCAGACGUACCAAAACUUUUGGCAAUAUAGUGUAUCAUCAUAUCACCCAGAUCUAACUCCAAAUAGAUUCUAAUCAAUUUCAAUCAUUAAAAAAGUACUAGAUAGAAAUAAACAUUUUUUCACUUCUCCUCCUCAGUUGGAGAAUCGCUUUUCAAGGAUCAGAUAAAACAGUGUUGAUUAACGAUUCAUUAAUUACCGCAGUUUAAAAAUAAAGCACUAUCUGAACAAGAUGGAGUUUAACCAGCUGUCAUGAACGUAGCAUGGUUCUGUACACAGCAGACACUCGGUUAUAAAGCUGCUCACAUCUCACCGUGUUCCUCACAGCUCCUGGAGGGUUUUGGUUGUAAAGAUGCUUACUCAAAAAACAAUUCACUCUUUCAUGUUCUGUCUUUUUUCCUUUAGAGAUGUAUAUACAGCAGGUAAAAUAAUACUGAACACGUCACCAUUUUUCUAAAUAAGGUGCUAUUGACAUGAAAUUUCCACCAGAUGUUGGUAACCACCAAUGCAAUCCACACAUGCAAAUAAAUCCAACCAUAGAUGUCCAUAAAUGAAGUUCUGUGUAAUAAUGUGAAAUGACACAGGAGGGAAAAAGUACUGAACAGAUGAAGAAAAGGAGGUGUAAAAAGGCAUGGACAGCCAGGACACCAGCUGAAAUCAAUCAGUAAUUAGAAAGCAAUCCUGCCCCUGGUCAGUGCAAAUUAAUAUAAGAGCUGCUUCAGUCCCAACUACUGAUGGCCUUUAUCUGGAUGGAUUAAAGCAAAGAUCUCUCUUAAGAACCUUAUUGUUGCAGAACGUACUGAUGGUACUGGUUACAGAAGGAUUUUGAGAAGAAUGGUGACUUAUUUUACCCGCUGUAUCUCUGUCCUUACACUCGUCUCUCAUCCUUUAAUACAGCUGCGUCAUCAUCAUCAUCAUCAUCACCAUCACCAGCCCUGGACGUGGUCUCAGACUCGACAUAUAAGAAGCAGCAUGAGGGACUUUAUUGUUUUGGGUUUUUUUUAAA